AUGACUCAUAGCAGUGAACAAAUCAAAGUUCCUGAAAAUACCCACGCUAGUCCAUGUGAUACUAAUGUUCACUCAACUCCAACUAUCAAUAAACGAACUCGUGACGAUGUUGGGCAUUCAUUUGAGAAUGAAAACGAAAAUGAAGCAAAUACAACUACAUUGUCUUCGAGAGAAAAUGAUGGCUGGCAAUCCUCACACCGUAAUAAUAAGAAAUUUAUUACAAGUCGUAAUCGCACGUUUCACAACUCCAAUCAUUCGCAGAACAAUGUCCAAACUUCAUCAACAAACCAGCAACGAACACCUGACCAAAUUUCGAAUCAGCAACAACCUGUAAAUAAUCUUCCUACAUGUUAA
Molecule: messenger RNA, 354 nt
Organism: Rotaria socialis
Lineage: Eukaryota; Metazoa; Rotifera; Eurotatoria; Philodinida; Philodinidae
Source: the annotation of a GenBank genome assembly